UGAUAUUCCCUCCCUCCUUUUUCGAUAUCAUGAUCCACGUAGCUGUUCAUUUGCCCCGUGAGGCCAUACUUGGGGGACCAGUUCAAUAUAGGUGGAUGUACCCAUUUGAGAGAUAUCUCGGCAAAUUCAAACGGUAUGUUAAAAAUAAAGCUCGACCAGAGGGUUCAAUAGCCGAGGCCUACAUUCACACUGAAUGUUUGACAUUUUGCUCCAUAUACCUCCAAGAUGUUGAGACGAAGUUCACUCGAGCAGACCGCAAUAUUGAUGCUGAUGAAGAGGAAAAUAUAGAUGGAUUCAGAAUUUUUAACCAGAAAGUUCGUCCCUUGGGUAUAGCUUCCAAUGUGCAAUUAGAAGAUAAACUUUUUAAGGCAGCCAUCUGGUAUGUGCUCAACAAUUGUUCGGAGAUUGGAGCCUAUAUACAGUAAGCAUCAAUGAGUUUCCUACAAAAUCUACUUACUUGCACUUUAUCCAGUUUUUAUAUAUGCAACAAUAACGUCUUGCCAUUGUUGGUUUGCGAUUCCGUGCACCCAAAUAUAGGGAACACUACGAGAAAUGUAAAGUGCAACACCCAAGUUGCAUCGAUCGCAUGCAUCAAACUGAAUUUCCCACUUGGUUCAAGCACCGUGUAAGUUCUUCUCCAUCCUUAUCUCCGUUGACUUUACUCUCAGGUUUUUCUGACAUGUUUUGGAAAGAUGAAAAUAUACAUUGUCAAUUUUCUUCGAUUUUUUUAUAGAUCCAGGAACAUCGUACGGAGACUCCACUUGAUGUAUUUGCUGAUCUGUAUGCGUUGGCUUGCGGCCCUGACCGGUUGAUUGCAUCAUAUGAUGCUUGCAUAAUAAAUGGAAAAAGGUUUCAUACGAAGCAUCGUGAAUCGCGCCGGCGUACACAAAAUUCCGGAGUGUUGGUAAUCGGGGAUGACGCCACAAAUAACGCAGACUUUUACGGUUGUAUCCAAAAUAUCAUCGAGUUACGCUACAUGGAGUGGCGUCGGGUGUAUCUAUUUGAAUGUACUUGGUUUGACGUUGGUGAUAGAAAACGAGGGGUGCGGGUGGAUGACCAUAUGAUUAGUGUCAACAUGAACAGGACUUGGUAUAAGGAUGAACCAUUCGUGUUGGCGAGUCAAGCUGAUCAAUGUUUCUACAUAAGAGAUUUAAGGGCGAAAGGGAAUUGGGGUGUUGUGCAGAACUAUACAAAUAGGAAUGUAUACAACAUUCCGUCCGUGCCGAGGAUUCAGGAAGAUAUUAAUGAUGGUUUUCCAAGUACUAAUGAGGCUGAUCAAGAAAGUGAGUCAUCAUAUUAUUAUGAACCAGUUCAGUGCGAUAAUGCAGAUCCAAUGUGGAAUCAACUGGAUAGGAUUGAUAUACCACCUAGUCAUAUUGAUGCACGAGAAGUCAUGCAUGUGGAUGGUCAAUGCAUAGAAGAAUCUGGAUUUAUUAAUGAUGACAUGAUUCCUUCUGGUUCUGGAGAUGCGACUAGUGAGUCAUCAUAUUCAGAUGAUGAUGACCUAUCCACAGACGAAGAGUGAGGGAGCAACAUUACUACAUUGCAUUAAGGCUGAAGUGGACAAAGUUUGGGUUGGAUUUUCUUCCUCAUAUCUCGACUAGUUUAUCAUGCAAUCCCAUCUUCAAGUUGGAGGCAUGAGGAGCACUAUUACUCCUCAAGGUGACCGAGCGGGACCCAGUUCUAGAGGUGGAGGGAGACUUCGAGGUAUUCGUGCUCGGCGACAUGUACCAUACUCGGCUCGCCACAACCGACCACGGGGAGCGAAAAUCUCCUCAUAUCAUAGCCCUGAGGAGGGUAAUCAAUCAUCAUCGGAUGACUCGACACAGCCCCCAAGUCCCCCACCAGCAAAUAUACUAAUUCCCACACCUGCGCCUAUUCGAGAACCCUUACAAGUGCGGGAACAAUCGCCUCCUAGAGAAGAAUCGAGAAUGGAAGAAAGCAGUAUACCAGAAACUGUUGCGGACGCCCCCACGGGGCCCGAACUAACGCAGCAACAGAGAAGAAGAUAUCGUGGGCCCGCUAGAUGCAUAGAGUUUGAGAAGGUGAGGAAGUACGGUAAAGUGCCCUUAAAGAUAAACGAUGGUGAGACAGCCCCGUGUUGUGAACACGCUUCUAUGUUCACAACACGAGUAUCAUGGAUUGUUAAGCAAUUUUGUGACAUGAGUCAUGCGCGAUGGACUGAUGUCCCGGCUGCCAUGAAAGAGGAGCUCAUUGACCGCGUUCGGUCUGACUUCGUGCUCGACUGGGAACGUGAAAACCACCGAUUGACGGUGACAAAGGCACUUCGUAAGCGCUUCAACAGCUUCCAUCACGACUUGCACAAGAUUUACGAAUCCUUUGGAAGCCAUGAAGAGGCGUUAGCUCAUGGGACAAGCUUAGUGGACCCCCUUGUAUGGGUCAAGUUGUGUGGUAGGUGGGGCAGUGACGCCUUCAAGAAAAUUUCAAGUCAAAAUCGGGAGAACCGAAAGAAGCAGGCAAUUAAUCACACAUCGGGACGUAAAUCAUUCGUCCGAAUACUUGAGCAAAAGCGCGCUGAGAAUGGAAAUUUGGUGGACUUCUAUAAGGAGACGCGCUGGUCGAAGAAGAAGAAUAAGUUUGUGACAGAUGCUACUGAAGAUGCUUACAAGGAGAUGCAAGGUAGAUUGGAUGGCCUAGAACCAGAGCAACGUUGUGAUGAGGCAGCAGCGAGUGUCUUUAGGGAGGUCCUUGGCCAUCGACCUGGAUAUGCGCGAGGACUCGGAGAGAUGGUCAUCCCUGAGUCCUCGCGACAACGUGACCAAGUGAAAAUGCAAUGCUACCUAUCUGAGAUUGAAAGACACAAGAAAGAUGCUGAACAACACAAGAAAAAUGCUGAUGACUAUAAGAGUCAGCUGGAAGAAAUGAGAUCAGAGAUGCGGGCUCUUAGGGAGCAUCAGUUUGCGACCGACAGAUUGCUUCAGUCCUUUUUUAAGGAUCAUCCGUCAUUCACUGAGUCAUAUCGACAGACUCAGUGUAAUGAGCCCUCCGACCCAUAAGGGGGGGUCCUACGUUUUUUGCCUGUUUGGGUGGUAUUUUGGUAGUCGAUGGUGACAGCUGGGCAAUAUAUAUAUUACUAUAUAUAUAUAUAUAUAUACUAAACGAACUAUGUCAACACCGGGGAGAUAAGCAACUCUCGGCCUAAUGCCGCUUUUUGGAGGAGUGUUUUGAGCAUAUAUUCCGGUUUUGUGAUUUCUGGAAAACUUAUCCGAGGGUUCCGCUGCCUCUUUGCCAUGCCUAACUCGAAAGACUUCAAAACCAAUAGGCUGAUACUUUGAUAGGGGAAGAGGCUCGGUAUCUUCGCCUGGCAAUGGGGCAUGAAAAACAAUCCCUUGAUGCUCUUGGUGAAGCACACAGUACUUGCCUAAAUGAUCUCAUGAACUUUCCUACCCGUAAUGCUUACGGUCUCUCAAGUGUUGCUGGAAACAUAGAGAAGCUUGCAGCUUUGCAGAAUGAAUUUGAAAUUGUGAAGAAGAAGAUGGAUGGUGAUAAAGCCAAGGCAGAACAAAUAGUGAGAAGAAGGUCAAAGUAGCUUCACAUGGUUAUGAGUGUUGCUGGAAACAAAGAGAAGCUUGCUAAUUUGCAGAAUGAAUUUGAAAAUGUGAAGAAGAAGAUGGAUGGUGAUAAAGCCAAGGCAGAAAGCCUUGAGAAUAAGGUCAAAGUAGCUUCACAUGGUUAUGAGGGGUGGACCUGUUGACUGCAUAGCAAAUGAGCAAUUGUACUAACUCCAACCAUGGAGAAACGAUGGGCCUGGGAUGCACUUAUGUACAAAGACUAAGGGGAAAAUACGCAUGUACUGACUUCCAUGCAAUAUGGAAAUAGGUGUCAGCAAAAUGUUCAUGCUCGCCACCUUUCUCAGACAACCAAAGUGCCCAAGUGUGGGUGGAAAUGUCCCAAACAUAGGUCUCACUUGUUAGAUUAAUGUGUAACUUGGAAUAGAUUGGUAUUUAGUGAUACUACAAUCUUCAAAUCAAUUAUAUAAUACAGAUGAUAGUUUAUUAUGUAAUUAAUAGCUCAGCUUGUAUUUGAGAUAUGAUCAGAAUACAUUUCCACCCAAUGAUAGUAUAGUUAAUUGAUUUGUCA
Molecule: messenger RNA, 4101 nt
Organism: Carya illinoinensis
Lineage: Eukaryota; Viridiplantae; Streptophyta; Magnoliopsida; Fagales; Juglandaceae
Exons: 12
Coding region: 1611-3017 (468 amino acids)
Source: RefSeq, a predicted model, not a curated record